AUGUGCCAAAUAUUCAACAACUCUGGAAAAAGUUAGUACCUAAGCCACCUUUCUAGUCCUUUAACACCAGAGCUUUAGCUUUAUUCUUAGAACUACAGUAACUGUUCAACUGUUUAGGUAAUUCAUGUAAUAUCAACUUUAUGCUAUGCAACACUUUACAGUAGUGAAGUGUUUACACAGUUUUUUGGGGCUUUUAGAAUCCUUUGGAAUCUCUUGAGUUUUGAUUGGGUGUGUUCCAAUCUGGUUUUGUCUUUGUUGUCUCCAAACUUUGAACAUUUCAUGUCUGACUACGAUGGAUUUGACUCGUUCCAUCCAUCUGUUUAGCCCUUCAUUCUCUUGUUUUGUUCUCAAAGCCUCAUUAUUCCGCAUCGGGACCCACAAUGGUCCAUCACUUACCUUAGGAAGGACUUGAAAAAGUGAUGUUUGACUCUUCUGAAAGACAUCUUCCUCAUGGGAAUGAGAGACCGACCAAUGGAUCAGAUCCCAAAGGUGUAGGACAAAUCUACAGAUCCAGCCCCGUACCUGGGAGGGAGGUGCGACGAGGAGUCAGACAUAAAAGAGUUACGCGCUGAAGAGUUCUCCCACUUUCUCCAAGGAUGCAGACCCAGGAGAAAGAAGCUGGUCUCUGUUUUCCACAUCUGCAGAACUCCUCCUGCAGGAGAAGCGGGCGUCCUCCUGCAGAGUCCAUGUUAAUGUACAUCACUCUGUCUUCCAUGUCUGUGCUCACUGUGGCUCUCAACCUGCUGGUCAUCAUCUCCAUCUCACACUUCAAGUAUUCUGAAUGGCUGCAGAACAGAAAAUCUUGUGUGUAAAUGAGGUUUUACUCAGUGGUGUUCCUGUGUUGCUCCUGCAGGCGACUCCAAACUCCCACCAACCUCCUCCUCCUCUCUCUGGCCGUCUCAGACUUCUUUGUGGGCCUCCUGGUUGUCUUUCAGAUCCUGCUCAUAGACGGUUGCUGGUUUCUGGGUGACGUCAUGUGUGUGGGCUAUUAUAUUGUGGACUACGUCAUCACAUCUGCCUCGGUGGAGACGGUGGUGCUCAUAUCGGUUGACUGUUACGUGGCGAUCUGCGAGCCUCUUCAGUACUUCAUGAAGGUGACGAAGAGGCGGGUUUGCAUCUCUGUGUCAGGGUGCUGGAUAUUCUCCUUCCUCUGCGUCUUCAUCGUGAUGAAGGACAACCUGCGGCAGCCUGGCCGCCAUAACUCCUGCUACGGGGAGUGCGUGGUUGUGUUCGACCAGUUUUCUGGGCUGGUAGAUAUUCUGUUCUUCUUCAUCGGGCCUGUGUCGGUGGUGGUGGUUCUGUACGUAAGGGUGUUCGUGGUGGCUGUGUCUCAGGCUCGAGCCAUGCGCUCCCACCCGCUCUCCGUUCAUGGCUCGGCGAGGGUCACCCUGAAGAAAUCUGACCUCAAAUCAGCCAGAACUCUGGGACUGGUGGGGCUGGCUUUCCUCAUUUGUCUCUGCCCAUAUUUCUCUCUCACUCUAACAGGGUCGGAGGUCGAGUUCCAGGCAUCCUCCUUCGCCUUCGUUCUCUUCUACUUCAACUCACUCCUGAACCCUCUGAUCUACGCUCUGUUUUACCCCUGGUUCCGAAAAUCUGCAAAACUCAUUGUCACUCUUCAGGUCCUGAGACCCGGCUCCUCUCAGAUCAACGUGGAGUAAAACAAAGACUGAGAUUUUUUUAAAAAGGUCACAAUUUUCUUUAAAAAAAAUUAGAGUCAGAUCUAGUAUGAAAUCAAAACAGUCAAAACAAUAAAUGAUUGUUUCAAUUAUUCAACAGAUUCAGAGAGAAAAUGCUUCUUCAAAAUGGAGAUUUUGCUAUU
Messenger RNA from Oryzias melastigma (Indian medaka), 1819 nucleotides. RefSeq names its product trace amine-associated receptor 13c-like. The coding region runs from base 813 to 1658 and encodes 281 amino acids. Gene Ontology annotation, molecular function: trace-amine receptor activity. The transcript has a single exon. Gene Ontology annotation, cellular component: membrane. Lineage: Eukaryota; Metazoa; Chordata; Actinopteri; Beloniformes; Adrianichthyidae. Gene Ontology annotation, biological process: G protein-coupled receptor signaling pathway. The record is from RefSeq and is a predicted model, not a curated record.